Messenger RNA from Aricia agestis (brown argus), 1239 nucleotides. It is a transcript of the gene Uro, whose product is annotated as uricase. Gene Ontology annotation, cellular component: peroxisome. The transcript is spliced from 5 exons. Lineage: Eukaryota; Metazoa; Arthropoda; Insecta; Lepidoptera; Lycaenidae. The record is from RefSeq and is a predicted model, not a curated record. Gene Ontology annotation, molecular function: urate oxidase activity. The coding region runs from base 127 to 1134 and encodes 335 amino acids. Gene Ontology annotation, biological process: purine nucleobase catabolic process; urate catabolic process.
UACCAGAGGUCGCGGGUCACCGAUAUAAAUGAGCUUUCGUUAUGAAUUAGCGGCAGUCUCCUCAGUUUAAUGGGCCGAAGGCGUUUCUUACACACACUCAAAAUAAAGUAAAUCCAACUACCCAAAAUGCCGUGGACUAGCACUAACAGAAUUUAUGCGAAACCCUCGAAUACGAGUUCAGGCGAAGCGGCGAACACGAGCCGAGUGAAGCCGGUGACGACGGCCGCCGCCGACACGGGCGGGCGCUUCGAGCUCAGCGACCAUGGGUACGGGAAGAGCUCCGUCAAGCUCCUGCACGUGCACCGCGACGACGAGUACCACUCCAUCAGGGAGUUCGAGGUCUCGACGGAGCUGAAGCUGUCGUCGGAGUCCCCGUACGUGGUCGGCGACAACAAGGACGUCGUCGCGACGGAUUCGCAGAAGAACACCGUGUACCUGCUCGCCAAGAAGCACGGGGUGAAGACGCCGGAGGAGUUCGGAGCGGUUGUAGUGAAUCACUUCCUGUACACGUACAAACAAGUGACGGAGGCGAAGUGCCGGGUGGUGGAGUACCCCUGGGAGAGGUUACAAGCUGGCACGCCCCACAACCACGCGUUUGUGUUCUCGCCGACGGCGACGAGGUGGUGUGAAGUUUCACAAGUGAGGCAUGAUGCCGUAGUUGUGAAAUCUGGAUUGAGUGAUCUACGCGUACUGAAAACGACACAGUCGGCUUUCGUAGAUUUUGUCCAAGACGAGUACACAACGUUGGGUGAUGCUCCGGAGAGAAUAUUUAGUACGGUGGUGGAGGCAGAGUGGACGUACGACAACAUGAGGACGGCGGAUUUCGACAACGCGUGGCUGACGGUGAAGGAGGCGAUACUACAGAAGUUUGCGGGACCCCCCGACACGGGGGUCUACUCACCUUCAGUGCAGCACACGCUGUAUCAAGCUGAGAAGACUGUUUUAGAAAACGUACCUGAAAUAACCUGGAUCAGAAUGACGAUGCCGAACAAGCACUACCUGAACAUCGACGUGUCCAAGUUCCCCGCCAACGUGACGAAGGGCGACCCUCGCCACUACAUCUACCAGCCCAUAGACAAGCCCGCGGGGCUCAUCUACGCGCAGCUCCGCAGAAAACCGAAGAGCCAUUUGUAACAUCGGCUUUUACCUGUAGUUUUAGAUCAUAGAAUAGACAACAGUGGGGCUUAAAUUUAAAAAAAAAUGUCCAAUAACUUUUUUAUAAUCAAGUUUUUUUUAAUU